AUGGUUAUUAUUGGUGGGGGAUGUUUAAGUGAAACCUACAUUAAAGAAUUAUGGGAACUUUUACCAGGCACUUUUGUUGUAGAAUUGGAAACUGACACUCUUUGUGGACCUUUUGAAAGAGGCGAGCUCUGCGUCAAAUCUAAAAACACAAUGAAUGGAUAUCACAACGCAGACUCAUCAGAAACCUUCGAUUCGGACGGUUGGCUGAAAACAGGCGACAUCGUUUAUUACGACGACGAAUUCUUCUUUUACGUGGUGGACCGUAUAAAGGAAAUGCUGAAGUACAGAUCCUGGCACGUCGCGCCUGCGGUACUGGAGCGAGUCAUCCUGCAACAUCCUGCGGUGAAUAAAGCUGUGGUGAUCGGGAUUCCCGACGAGGAGGAUGGCGACCACCCCAUGGCGUUGGUAUUGUUGAACGAAGAUGUUGAUGGUGUUACGGAGGACGAGCUCAGGAGUUACGUGGAUGAAAGGGUGGAUGAUAAGCAGAAGCUACGUGGCGGUCUUAAAAUUAUCCAUGAUUUACCUUUAACGCCCAGUGGGAAGGUUAAAAGGAAGUAUUUGCAGAAGUUGGUUUUGGAGGGGAAGAUUUAA
Messenger RNA from Brassicogethes aeneus, 591 nucleotides. The record is from the annotation of a GenBank genome assembly. Lineage: Eukaryota; Metazoa; Arthropoda; Insecta; Coleoptera; Nitidulidae.